CUCUUCCAGUGCGUGUCAGGGCCACUCUGGAGGCCGGCCAGGGCGGCUCCAGUCUGCUGCCUUCGCCCCUUGUGUGAGCAUCAGAAGGCGUGUGCAACAGGGCACACGCCUUCGCCUUGGAGGCCACAGCAGCCUGAUCAACAGCCCGCGAGGCGCACAACAGCAAGUCGUCGUGGGAGCGUCGUGCUCACCAUGGCGGCGGCAGCGGCGGCGGUGGAGGCGUCGAUACAACAGCUGCUGGCGCAGUCGGUGCAGGAGGGCCUGCUGGACGACCAGUUCCUGCAGCUCAUACAGCUCCAGGAUGAGAGCAACCCUGACUUUGUGCUGGAGGUGGUGGAGUUGUACUUCGAGGACAGCGCCACCAAGAUCGACACCCUGCAGCAGAAGCUGGCGGAGGCAGCGCCCAGCUACGCGCAGGUGGAUGCGCUUGUGCACCAGUUCAAGGGCAGCAGCGCCAGCUUCGGCGCACACACCAUGGCCAUGCUGUGCGUGCAGCUGCGGGACGCCUGCCACGCGCACAACCAGGCAGCCUGCCAGCAGCUGGUGGCGCAGCUGCGCGACAGCUUUGCCGUGCUCAAGGCCCGGCUGGAGCAGUUCAUGGCGCUAGAAACCCAGCGCAAGCAGCUGGGCGGGCAAUAGCCACCGCCCGCGGCUGCUGCACCGCCAGCGCCAGCGGCAGCAUGCCUGCCGCUCCCGCCGCCGCCGGCCCGCGGCCGGCCGGGCAGCGGGGCGGCACGUGG
Messenger RNA from Chlorella variabilis, 740 nucleotides. RefSeq lists its product as hypothetical. Bases 193 to 639 code for a protein of 148 amino acids. The transcript is spliced from 3 exons. The record is from RefSeq and is a predicted model, not a curated record. Gene Ontology annotation, molecular function: histidine phosphotransfer kinase activity; protein histidine kinase binding. NCBI's taxonomy places the organism in Eukaryota, Viridiplantae, Chlorophyta, Trebouxiophyceae, Chlorellales, Chlorellaceae. Gene Ontology annotation, biological process: cytokinin-activated signaling pathway; phosphorylation; phosphorelay signal transduction system. Gene Ontology annotation, cellular component: cytoplasm; nucleus.